AUGAAAAAGUGCUAUCUGCGUUAUUUAAAAUUAAUCGCAAAAUCAAAAAAACCACACACUAUCGGUGAAAAGUUAUUGAAACCUUGUUUACUAAAUGCUGUUGAAGAAGUCUUAGGUGAGGAAGCUAAAAAUAAAAUACAAAAAAUUCCAUUAUCGAAUAACACCGUAAAAGCUCGCAUUGACAAAAUAUCUUUCGAUAUGGAAGAACAAUUAGUGGUAAAAAUAAAAAACUCACCUUUUUACGCAUUGCAGUGUAAUAAAAGUACUGACGUUUCGCAAUGUUGUCAGUUACUGGUUUUUGUUAGAUUUUUGGACGAUGACAACACAAUAAAAGAAGAGCUUUUGUUACUGCAGGAAUUGGGUACUACGUCGAAAGGAAGUGAUGUAAUGAAGAUAAUAAAUGAUUAUUUUGAAAAACACGAUAUUAUGUGGGAAAAGCUUGCAGGUUUUUGUACGGAUGGAGCUCCAGCUAUGCUAGGAUCACGUUCGGGCCUAGCAACCUUGGUUAAAGAAAAAAUCUGUUCAGUAUUGACAACGCAUUGUGUAAUUCAUCGACAAGCAUUAGCUUCAAAAACAUUACCUGAAGAACUCAUAUAUACUUUAAAACAGUCCGUAAAAAUGGUGAACGCUAUCAAAAGUAGUGCACUAAAUACUCGCAUUUUUAAAAUAAUAUGCUCGGACUUGGAUUCUGAAUAUGAAACUUUGCUUUUUCAUACCGAAGUCCGAUGGCUUUCGAAAGGAAACAUGUUGACAAGAUUAUUUUCACUUAAGGAGGAGGUGACAGUGUUUAACUGA
Melanaphis sacchari is the source of this 795-nucleotide messenger RNA. RefSeq names its product protein ZBED8-like. The record is from RefSeq and is a predicted model, not a curated record. The transcript has a single exon. The coding region runs from base 1 to 795 and encodes 264 amino acids. NCBI's taxonomy places the organism in Eukaryota, Metazoa, Arthropoda, Insecta, Hemiptera, Aphididae.